Molecule: messenger RNA, 2028 nt
Organism: Sclerotinia trifoliorum
Lineage: Eukaryota; Fungi; Ascomycota; Leotiomycetes; Helotiales; Sclerotiniaceae
Source: the annotation of a GenBank genome assembly
AAGCAUAUUCAGAGAAUUUUAUCAAUCCCCAUUAUGCAUACUGGGUAAAUUUUGCUGCUCCAGGGCUUUUCAUGCAUGUCCCUUGAUUGAGAGUAGCGCGGGGCAGCCUAAUGCCCCACUACUACCUAUCUAAUGCCAGCAACAUGAAAUUAUCGAGGGAGAUAAGACUAUUAUUUUUCCCCUCGAUUGAUACACAAAAUAUUCUUGAGCAGUGAAAAUCUAUUUUGCAUAUUUAGUAUCAAUUUAUAAUUAUUUCUACAAAAUACCCACCAUUGCAAUUGAACCUCUGUCCGCCAUCCUUUCUAGCGACUCCGGCACAGCUUGACCUGAUAUCAAACUUCAAUUAGUGCCUCUCCUCUCCACAAAACCAUCUUUCCCCCAACAAGCAAGAUGUCUGAAGAUUUUCCUGUGCCAGACACACGGGUUCUUGCUAUAGCCAGUCAUGUAGGGGAACCAUUCUCAACACGACCGUCGCUGAACUAACAUCCUCUGCUCAAGGUCGUCUACGGGUGAGUCUCAUGAGUCACAACCUCACUCCAUGCAUGCAUGCGCACAAGUCGACUAAGUCAUAACGCUACAAAAGAUAUGUCGGGAAUACAAUGGCUACAUUCGUGAUGCAAUCUCUAGGAUGCGAAGUCGCUGCUCUGAAUACAGUACAGUUCAGUAUGUUCUGGAUACAAACCUCACAUUUGCAAUUACUGUCGCGGAGAGGAUAUGAAUAUCUUGCUGACUGGUUUAUGUAUGAAAGGCAAUCAUCUAGGUUAUGGGCAAGCGAAAGGGACACGCGCUUCCGCGGCCGAAAUAUCCGAUCUCUAUCAAGGUCUCAAGAACUCAUACCUCGACGAUUUCAAUAUGAUGCUCUCGGGCUAUCUGCCUGGAGCCGCCUCGGUCGAAGCCGUCGGCUCCAUAGCUCGCGAUCUGAAAUUAAAAAGUACAAUGAAGCCGGGAAGUUUUUUCUGGGUUUUAGAUCCUGUGAUGGGGGAUAAUGGGAAAUUGUAUGUGGCAGAGGAUGUAGUGCCGGCAUAUAAAACAUUAAUCAAAGAUGCGGAUUUAAUUCUGCCGAACCAGUUUGAGGUUGAGUAGGCGUUCCCAUUCCAUUCUUUCGCUGCUAGUCCUAGGAAAGAUCACAUUGUGCGCAACGAUGGAGUAUGUAUAAGUGUUUCUGCUGACUCUCGUAGAACAUUGUCCGGAGUCAGGAUUCAGGAUAUGGAAACGCUUAAAUUGGCCAUCACGACUUUACACGAAGUGUAUAGAAUCCCUCAUAUAAUGGUAACAUCGAUUUCGCUUCCUUCUCCCGGGGCGGAGCCGCAUCUUUCCGUCGUAGGCUCAACCAUGACAUCGACGGCCGAACCUAGAAUUUUUAGCAUCAAGAUACCGGCGAUUGAUUGUUUCUUUAGUGGAACGGGAGAUAUGUUUGCAGCGCUCAUGUUGGUGAGGUUUAAAGAGGCAGUGUGUAAGGUGGAAGGACUACUGGAAAAAGAUGCGUGGAUUAGUGAUGAUGAGGUCGAGGCUACGGAUUUACCCCUUGCGAGGGCUACGGAGAAGGUUUUGGCUAGUAUGCAUGAGGUGCUUGCGAAGACGAAAAUCGCGAGAGAUGAGGAGAUUGAGAGGUGGAAGAAUGUUGUGGGUGGAAGGGGGAAGGAUGAGGAUGCUAAAAGGGAGGGAUUGGUUAGAUCGAAGGCGGCCGAGGUAAGAUUGGUGAGGAAUGUGCAUUUCCUCAAGAAUCCGGUGGUGAGAUUCAAGGCGGAAAGUGUGUAGAGCUCAGCAGGAACAAAUCAGGGGCAUGAAUAAAAAACGAUAUAGAUGUAUGCUGUAUGAUAUGUAGACGGCGAGAAUUUCAUUAUUUUGUCUAUUUUCUUCAUGAACUAUCGUCUCUAUUCCUUCGAGUAUACAUAGCACGGUAUAUCUCAUCCUCAACUUGCCAACCCCGCCCCCAUUCACUCCCUACUCCUCACAAUCUAACCAGUACUUCCAAAACCCCCCUCACCCCUCACACUCUCUUCCAAAACCAAGACUUCCGUGACCUCA